AUGGAUGAUGAAAGUAAACAAAUUUCAUCUAAAACUUGGGCAAGGGCUGUGAGUCCUAUUCAAAAGGCCGGAUAUGCUGACGGUGUAGUUGAUGGUAAUAACAGUGCUUUUCAAUCAUGUUUUGAUAUGGGUUACAAAGAAGGUUUUCAUUAUGGAUUCCAAAUAGGUUAUAAAAACGCUAUAUUAAAACAACGCAAUGAUCAACAUUUCAACUGCAUUAUAUGUUCUGACAGUAAUGAAUUCAAUAGUAGUGUAUGCAAUUUGUACAAUCUUCAGAAAGAAAGAAAUCAUGAAAAAUUAAAUAUUCACUAA
This is a messenger RNA of Leptosia nina, 312 nucleotides long. NCBI's taxonomy places the organism in Eukaryota, Metazoa, Arthropoda, Insecta, Lepidoptera, Pieridae. The record is from the annotation of a GenBank genome assembly.